AUGGCUACAAAUCAGGAAGAGGUGAAACUUUUGGGAGCUCUUGGAAGCCCAUUUGUGUGCAGAGUAAAUCUUGCUCUAAACCUGAAGGGAAUUGAAUACGAAUUUGUUAAAGAAGACUUGCAGAACAAGAGUGAGCUUCUUCUCAAAUAUAACCCAGUUUACAAAAAGGUUCCAGUUUUUGUUCAUAAUCAGAAGCCUAUUUCGGAGUCUCUGGUGAUUCUUGAAUACAUUGAUGAAACAUGGAAGCAGAAUCCAAUCUUGCCUUCUGAUCCUUACAAAAGAGCCUCGGCUCGUUUCUGGUCAAAGUUCAUAGAUGACAAGAUUGUGUCUCCUUCAUUCAAAUCUGCUUUCACAGUUGAUGAGAAAGAGCGUGAGAAGAAUAUUGCAGAAUCAUCUGAGGCUCUUCUGAUCCUUGAGAAUCAGUUGAAGGACAAGUUCUUUGGAGGUGAAGAGAUUGACUUUGUUGAUAUUGCUGCUGUGUUCAUAGCUUUUUGGAUCCCUUUGGUUCAAGAUGUAUCAGGGUUGCAAUUUUUCACUGCAGAAAAGUUUCCAAAGCUUUACAAGUGGAGCCAAGAAUUUCUUAACCAUCCAGCUGUGAAGAAAAGUCUGCCUCCUAGAGAACCUCUUUUUGCCUUAUUCAAAGGUCGCUACGAGAGCCUUUUUAAUGCUUCAAAAUAA
Molecule: messenger RNA, 678 nt
Organism: Lathyrus sativus (Indian pea)
Lineage: Eukaryota; Viridiplantae; Streptophyta; Magnoliopsida; Fabales; Fabaceae
Source: the annotation of a GenBank genome assembly